This is a messenger RNA of Helianthus annuus (common sunflower), 1374 nucleotides long. RefSeq lists its product as uncharacterized. The record is from RefSeq and is a predicted model, not a curated record. Bases 1 to 1374 code for a protein of 457 amino acids. Gene Ontology annotation, molecular function: nucleic acid binding. The transcript is spliced from 7 exons. Lineage: Eukaryota; Viridiplantae; Streptophyta; Magnoliopsida; Asterales; Asteraceae.
AUGACAUCUACUAGUGCUACUUUGGUUGGCAAGAUUGAUGCUGGUGAUCCAUUGUUUCUUCAUCCUAGUGAUUCUGCAAAUUUGACAAUUGUUAGUGUUAAACUUAAAGGGUUAGAAAUUAAAAUUAUAGAAUUUGGUCAAAUGCUAUGCAUCUUGCACUGCAGAAUUGCCUCAGAUGUGUGGAAAGAUUUAAAGGAAACUUAUAAUAAGAUAGAUGGGUCUGUUGUGUUUAAUUUAUAUCAAAAGAUUAACUCCUUUAGUCAAAAUGGCAUACUUGUUUCUGAGUAUUAUCGUAAGUUGAAUUGUAUGUGGAAACAAUUGGAUCAGUUACUUGCUUUACCUGCUUGUUCUUGUGAUGCAUAUAAACAAUUUAAUGAUUUUAAUCAUCUUAUUAAGCUUAUGCAGUUCUUAAUGGGUCUUGAUAGUUCGUACCAGUCUGUGAGAACUAAUUUGUUAACCAGAGAAACCAUUCCUUCUGUUAAGGAUGCUUUUUCAAUCAUCUCUAGAGAAAAGUCACAUCUUCAUUCAAAAAAUAUUUCUGAUAAAACUCUAAACAAUGCUACUGCUCAUACUAUUGAAAAGUGUUUUGAACUUGUUGGCUAUCCUUCUUGGAUGAAGUCAAAACCUAGUGCGAACAAGGGUAACAAGGUUAGUAAUAAUGAUUCUGCUGAUACUACUGAUACUUCUUCUGCUGUAGGGUGGAUAGUUGAUUUUGGUGCUAAUCAAAACAUGGUAAUGACUGAUGAGUGUCUGAUUAGUCAAAAGGAUGUAUCUGAAUUUAACAUUAAGGUUUCUCAAACAAAGAAAGUCCAGGUGACUGGUAGUCAGUUUGAUGGUCUAUACUUCUGUGGUAGUUCUUUUGUUUCUAAUAAGGUUUCUAAUUCUAGUUGUGAUAUUAAUCUUAGGCAUGCUAGGUUAGGUCACCCUGCUGAACCUGGAGCUAAGCAGCAUAGAGAACCUUUUCCCUUAAGUGAUCAUAAAACUAUGGAAUUAGGAGAUCUUAUUCAUCUUGAUGUUUCGGGUCCUUAUAGAGUUCAAAGUAGGGAUGGUUUUAGAUAUUUUCUUACUGUCGUUGAUGAUUACACUAGAGCUGUGGAUGUUAGGUUUUACGAAACUGUGUUUCCUUUUAAAGAAAAGAAAGCAUAUUCUGAUCUUGAGACUCCAUCUGAAGUUAACAUCCUCAAUUUUUUUUAUUUAUCUGAUUUAAACUUUACUCAAGGCCCUCAAGUUGACCCAACUCCCAAUGAUGAGAAUACGCAAACUAGUACUUCAACAUGCCAUGGGUCUGAGCAGUCUGGAACUGAUUCAGAGAUUGCUUUAGGUAUGGCUGUUAAUCAGCAACCUAGCAAUGUAGAAUCAGAUUCGGACGGCUGA